AUGAGGAAGGCCAGGCUCCAGGAGCUUCUCUGGAUGCUCUUCAUCUCAGAACUCCAAGCUGCAACCGAACCACAUGAAGAAAAGUAUGUCUUAGCAGCAGGAGAGACCCUGAAUGUACAAUGUCCCUUCUCCAUCCAGAAGUAUGCCAAUAGCCAGAAAGCUUGGCAGAGGCUGAUGGAUACAGGGGAGCCCCUAACACUGGUUUUCACAGAGAGUGUUUCAGGGAAUCCCAGUCAAGUCCGGAUGGGCAGGUACUUCCUAGAAGACAUCCCCAGUGAGGCCAUGCUGAACGUCCAAAUGACCAGCCUUCAAGUGGAGGAUUCAGGACUGUAUCGGUGUGUGAUCUACCACCCUCCCAAGGACCCUGACAUCCUGUCCCCCCUUGUCCGCCUGGUGGUGAUCAAGGGCACCACUGUCUCAGACAAGAAUCCUACUCAGAACUUGGCUAAGAUUUCCACCCUUCCUCCUACCACCACCAAGGCCCAGAGCACACUCCUCAACAGCCCCAGGACUGUGACCCAACUCCUGCCCAAAUCAACUGCUGACAUCUCCUCUCCUGGCUUGGGAGUCAACAUCACAAAUGCGACGGAUGUCACGAGCUAUGGUUUCAGGGUUCCUGUGAUCAACAUCGUCAUUCUCGUGCUGUGUGGACUCCUGAGCAAAAGCCUGGUCUUCACUGUCCUGCUUGCUGUCACGCAGAGGUCAUUUGGACCCUAGGCCAGUGAAGCCAUAAGCAUGACCUCUGACCUCCAGCCACAUCCCUCUGGCAGUUGUUCUGGGGGAGGAGUGUGAGGGGGAAAGGAAGGAGGGGCAAUGACAAGAGUUGAAUCUGUAACACAGAUUCUUUC
This is a messenger RNA of Odobenus rosmarus divergens (Pacific walrus), 848 nucleotides long. RefSeq names its product triggering receptor expressed on myeloid cells 1-like (gene TREM1). Bases 1 to 717 code for a protein of 238 amino acids. The record is from RefSeq and is a predicted model, not a curated record. Gene Ontology annotation, biological process: neutrophil chemotaxis; chemokine production; cytokine production involved in immune response. Lineage: Eukaryota; Metazoa; Chordata; Mammalia; Carnivora; Odobenidae. The transcript is spliced from 4 exons.